AUGCUCCGCCUCUUUCGCAGAGCAGUAAUCUCAUAUCUAUCUCUUGGUGUCACAGUUUCUGCCAACCCAAAUUGCAAGAUCUCCCCCAAUGACUUGACCUGGCCAUCCGUCGACGAAUGGCAUGCACUCAACCAGACUUUACAGGGAGCGCUGAUCAAAACUGCUCCUGCAGCUUCAUCAUGCUACCCCGGUAAUCCAUACCAUUCAUCAGAAAAUUGCACAGAUGUGAAGAAUCAUUGGACCUAUGCUUCAUAUCACUCCGCCUGGCCCGAGACGACUGGAUACACCAAGGAUCGGGGAUGCUCGGUCGGUGGUCUUCCACAGUACAUUGUCAAUGCCACUACGGAAAAGCAGAUUGCCAUUGCGAUGAAAUGGGCGUCUCAGCGCAAUAUCCGCGUUACCGUGAAGGGAACUGGACAUGAUCUCAAUGGCCGAGCUAUCGUGGGUGGUGAAGAUUCUACUGUUGGCCUGGGUGGCUUGAUCCAGAACGGUGGUCACGGGUGGCUGUCAAGCCAUUAUGGUCUUGCAUCAGACCAAGUAUACCAAGUCACUGUGAUCACGACUGAUGGCCGCCGUCUCGUUGCGAACGCUGCCCAGAACCAAGAUCUGUUCUGGGCUGUUCGUGGUGGUGGUGGAGGGCAGUUCGGUGUUGUGACAGAGUUUGUUCUGAAAACACACCCCGUCCCCGAAAAUAUGGUGACUGGAGGUGUCGCUUUCUAUGCCGCCGAUCAGUCCAACGCGAGCGCAACUGCAUCUUGGAAUGCCUUGGCCCAUGUAGUUUCUCUCAUUCCCGAGAUCAUGGAUACUGGUCUCACGGGCAGUAUAACUGCUCUGACGAAAGAAAAGGUUGUGACAUUGUUGGGUUUGUCACAGAGUGUCCCUGGAGCCGCCGCCUCCAUCAGCUUGACCGGUUUCAACAUGACUACCGCUCAGAUGAAUGUGACAAUCAAUAAGCUGGCAGAUCAGAUCAGGAACGCCACCCACGGCAACUAUUUGAAUCUCACUCUGACCGCACCCACGACCAAGAGCUAUUACACCCACUCUGGCUCCACCCAACAAGCCGGCGCCGUCAGCCUGCUCACAAGCCGUCUCCUAGGCCGACGUGAGCUUUCCGACAUUGCAAAAGAGGACCUUAUCACAUUCCUUCAACGGAUACUCGUCGCUGAAGACUCUGCCGCCGGGUCAAUGCUUCUCUUCGGUCUGCAAGCUGGUCUCGGACCUGCUAACGUUCCGGAACAAAUGCGAGGAAGUGUCCUCCCAGCUUGGCGGGAGGCCUAUACCCAUGUCAUGACCUACGGGCCGACGAUAAACGCGACUAGCGACCCAAGCGAAGCCCUCAAGAGUGGUGCCGAGUGGUACGAGGCAGUGAAAGAGCCUGUUUGGAGAGAAUGGGCGCCUAAUACCGGUGCCUACAUGAACGAAGGAAAUCCUUUCAGUACUACCUGGAAGCGCGAUUUCUACGGUGACAACUAUGAGAAGCUUCUUGAGAUCAAGCGCAAGUAUGACCCAAGUGAGAGUCUUUACACUUGGGGUGGGCUUGGCAGUGACAUGUGGAACUAUGAUUUGAGAAGCGGGCUCUUGUGUCGGACAGCAGCUUGA
This is a messenger RNA of Penicillium maclennaniae, 1599 nucleotides long. Its product is annotated as putative isoamyl alcohol oxidase. Gene Ontology annotation, molecular function: oxidoreductase activity; FAD binding. NCBI's taxonomy places the organism in Eukaryota, Fungi, Ascomycota, Eurotiomycetes, Eurotiales, Aspergillaceae. The record is from RefSeq and is a predicted model, not a curated record. The transcript has 3 exons. The coding region runs from base 1 to 1599 and encodes 532 amino acids.